Molecule: messenger RNA, 1993 nt
Organism: Nelumbo nucifera (sacred lotus)
Lineage: Eukaryota; Viridiplantae; Streptophyta; Magnoliopsida; Proteales; Nelumbonaceae
Product: aspartyl protease family protein At5g10770-like
Biological process (GO): proteolysis
Molecular function (GO): aspartic-type endopeptidase activity
Source: RefSeq, a predicted model, not a curated record
CUUCUUAGUUCUCCUCCUCUUAUUUCUGUGUCUCUCUUCUUUCUCUUUGCAACCCAUUAAUUUCUCAUCUUAAUUUCCGUACUUCUCUCCAGCAGAUUAAAACUAAAAAUGGCAGGAGUGACUACUUUUCUGCCAUUGAUUCUCUCUCUUCUUUUCUUGCUUCUCAAUGUUGGUAAUGGGGUUCACUGUUUUGAGGAGAAGAAAGUGUUCAACUUGAAGAAGUUUCAAUGGAGAGGCCCGAGCAAUGUCCCAAGCUGUCAACCACAGAAAUCAAGAAAAGAGAACGGUGCAACGAUACUGGAAAUGAAGCACUGGGAUUACUGCUCGGCCGGACUGGCCAAAGACUUGGAGCAAAAGCUUCAGAAGCGGUUGGUUGCGGAUGACUCGCGAGUUCGGUCACUGCAAUCCCAAAUCCGAAGAGCAGCUUUUAUAAGGACUGAAGGCCUUUCUGCAGCUCAACUCCCUCUGACAUCUGGCAUAAAACUUCAGACUCUAAACUACAUCGUCACUGUGGAACUGGGUAGUAAGAACAUGACAGUCAUCGUAGACACAGGAAGCGAUCUCACAUGGAUCCAGUGCGAUCCCUGCAAAUCAUGCUAUAGCCAACAAGACCCAAUCUUCAAGCCUGCUAUCUCCCCUUCGUAUCGAUCAGUUUUGUGUAACACAUCCACCUGCCAGUCUCUGAAAUUAGCCACCGGAAAUUCAGGUGUGUGCGGGUUUGACCAAAUGACCUGCAACUAUGUUGUCAGCUAUGGCGACGGGUCCUACACUCGAGGUGAGCUAGGCCGAGAGCGACUUGAUCUUGGUGGCGUUGUUGUGGAGGAUUUUGUCUUUGGCUGUGGUCGAAACAACAAAGGUCUCUUUGGUGGAGCUUCUGGUCUCAUGGGUUUAGGCAGGACCGAGCUCUCCCUGGUUUCUCAAACUCGCAGUAAAUUUGGCGGAGUUUUCUCCUACUGCUUACCUUCAACGGAAGGAGAUGUUUCUGGUUCACUUACUCUGGGUGGAGAUUCCUCUGUUUACAAGAAUUCUACUCCCAUUUCCUAUACAAAAAUGAUUCCAAACCCACAGUUCUCCAAUUUUUAUUUUCUUAACCUCACUGGUAUUAGCAUCGGUGGGGUAGCCUUGGAAGCUUCAGGCUUUGCAAGAGCUGGGAUGCUCAUUGAUUCUGGAACUGUUAUUACACGGCUUGUGCCAUCUGUUUACAAGGCUGUGAGAACUGAGUUCCUGAAACAGUUUUCUGGGUUCCCUUCAGCUCCAGGUUUUUCAAUUUUGAAUACAUGCUUUAACCUCAGUGGGUUUGGAGAAGUGAACAUCCCCACAAUGAAGAUGCAUUUUGAAGGUGAUGUUCAGGUGAAUGUGGAUGUUUCAGGGAUGUUUUAUUUUGCUAAACUUGAUGCUUCUCAGGUCUGUCUAGCUGUGGCUAGCCUUACCUAUGAAGACGAGAUUGGGAUUAUUGGGAACUAUCAGCAGAAGAAUCUGAGAGUUGUUUAUGACAAUGAACAGACAAGGUUGGGAUUUGCAGAAGAGAUUUGCAGUUUUACUUAAGAGAGAAACUGAAAGGAAUGGGAAUAUAUAUAGUUGUGAAUAUAUUUAUCCUGCUGAGACAAAAUCAAUGUGUACUUGGCAAUCAGGUCCAUGGGCAAAUGCAUCAAAGCAUGGUUGCCUUUAAAUCAUUAACCAGAUUCCUUGGUUGAUAUUACUCUAAAUUACCAUGGAAGGGAUAAUAUUGUUAAACUGUUAUUAGCUCAUAUUGUUUUUCAUCAAUUAUUAUGGAGAGAGGGAGGUAUAAUUCAUUGUAUGUGUGUUUGGUGACAUUUGAAUUUAUAUUGUUUUACUUAUGUAAUGUAGAUAUGAAAACUGAAGGAUUCAGUUAGGUUCUCUGAAUUAUUUCAGAGGAAAGAGUUUAUUCAAGAAAGUCAUGUUUGGCAGGGACCACUGGUCUGUGGUAGUGAGGAUUCAUUGAGAAUACACAUCUAGGAAAUGAUUUGUUUUC